GUUGUGAUUGAUUGACUAACAAAAUGGCAUUUAAAAAAGUCUGAAAGCUAAAGAUUUACCUGAGAAGUAACGUGCAUAAAAAAACUAUGUACCAGGAAUGGUUAUGUUCACCUUGAGGAAGCUUCUCUACGUCUACUGUUGUGUCUCAGUCUUCAUCAUCUUGUGGCUUCUUAAUUACCAUGUUACUGAUAAAGGAGAGGAUGAUGUUUUAGAGGAAAGACUUGAUGUACUCCAAAAAAGACUGGAUGAUAAACAUAAAUUAUUGGAAGAAUCAAAGCAGAAAGUCAAAGAUUAUGAAGAGAAACUACAUAAAUGUAGAAUAUUUAAGCCAUUUCAGAAAUCAUUCAAUACAUCUCUCCCUAUUAUUUAUUUAAUCACACCUACAUAUGACAGAAUUGAACAAAAGGCAGAACUAACACGUCUUUAUUAUACCUUGCUUCAUGUGCCUAAUAUACACUGGAUAUUAGUGGAGGACUCUGACAGAAAAACGGAAAAAGUCCAACAUUUUCUGGCAAACUGUAAAAUACAUUACACACAUCUAAAUGUUGCCACCCCACAGCAAGUAAAGUUGAAGAGUUCUGACCCCAACUGGCUGAAGCCGAGAGGUGUUUUACAGAGGAAUGCAGGACUGACAUGGAUACGUGCAUCUCUUGAUCCACACAAGGACAAGGGAGUUGUUUAUUUUGCUGAUGAUGACAACACUUACAGUGUAGAACUGUUUGAGGAGAUGCGUCUCACUAAGAAAGUUUCUGUGUGGCCCGUUGCAAUGGUGGGAGGGUUGAGAUUUGAGAGUCCAAUCUGUGAUAAGAAUUCAGUAACAGGCUGGGGGGUGUACUACAGGCCAACAAGGCCAUUCCCUAUAGAUAUGGCAGGCUUUGCUGUCAAUCUCCAGCUGUUCUUUGAUCACCCGAAUGCUUGGUUUAGUAAUAAUGUACAGCGAGGCUACCAAGAAUCCACCAUUCUCAAACUGCUAGAUAUUACAAUGGCUGACUUAGAACCCAGAGCAGACAAAUGCACCAAGAUUUUGGUUUGGCACACACGGACAGAAAAAUAUAACCCCAAAAAUGAAGCUAAAUUGAAACAGAAGAGUGGGAAAGGAACAGAUCCAAAUGUAGAAAUAUAGGAAGAUCACAAGAUGGCUGACAAAGAAACUGUUUAUCAUUUUAAUAUACAUGUACAUACACAGCUGUAUUAAAUGGUGCCAUGGGUUAUUUUGCAUAAUGUGUGUGUAUGUUUUUAAAGGGGGUUCUGAGAAAUUUGAGUAAAUUUUUUGAUAUUUCAUUUACUGUUUAUGACUGUGUGCGAGUGUGAGUUAUAGUGUGUGAGUUAUAGUGUGUGUUUUAUAGUGUGUGAGUUAUAGAAUGCUGGAGUGGUAUGAUUGGAUAACUGCAGAAUGUGUGUCUAAGGAGUUGAGGAACACAUUUUGCUAGUUUGUUUUUAUGAACAGAUCGCCCUCUCAAUAUUCAUCAAUACAUUUCUACUUUUUAAAAAAAAAACUUUUAUCUUAAAUAUUUCAGUACAUAUGUGACAAGGUCUUCCAUCAAAUAAAUAAAAAAAAACACUAGAUGGGGGAUCAAUGAUUUUUUUUAAUGUACAGUAAAGAGAGUGACCUAGCUGUAAUGAAAAUGACACACUCAUACAAAUUCAAGACAUUUGCAAUAUAAUUAUUAAUUGCAAUAGGUUAAAAUCAAUAUUGAUUUUCUUCUUACCAGUAUUCCCAAGGUUCAGUAAGGAAUAACUGAAGUUAAAACUGCAAAGUACAUGUAGAUUUCUCACAAGAGAACAUCAACCUCUUAUUUUCAGAAUAUCAUUCAAGUUCAAAGAAGUAUUUUGUGCUUCAGUAUUUAAACUAACAUUCACACAUAGCAACCAUAUCCUCACAUAUUUGUUCUACCACUCAUACUCAGGACUCGGCAAUAAAUCACAUGACAAACAUGUGGUAUCCAAACACAGCAAUCAUUUGACAUCCAAACACAGCAAUCGUGACACAGAACAGUCUACAAACAUGAAAACAAUACAAACAUGUUGAAAAUGAUGACAUGAAUAUUGUAUAAUUUUUUUUAAGCUGUGUGCUACUCUUAAAAGCUGGCUGAGAUAAUAAAUAUCAAGAUAUACACAAUUAAGUGAUUGUCUUCCUGUGACACAUAGGUACAGUGUAGCUGAAAGAUCUAAUGUUCAAGAUUUAAUAUGAACACCAUUAUGUCCAUGAACAUUUUUUGUGGUGACAAGGUAUUUUUCAACCUUCACAUUUCAUAUUCAGUGCUUAAGUGUCAAUGGUAAGUGAAAGAUACAUUUAGACUGGUCAUAAGGUCAGAAUUAUGCAGGGGCCCUAGAUGACUUUUUCAUUUCUCUUCAUACUACCUAUCGCAAUUAUCUUAAUGGAUUAUGCAUUUUAUGAAUUGUUCAUGUACAUUUCAAAUAAAUACUACUACUUCUGCAAGAUAAUUUUUUCUAUCAGUAUUCAUUCUACUCGAAGGAGUCAAUGUUAACUACAGCAAGGUAUACACAGGUUUGAUCAUUCCAUCUGUACAAGAAUGCAUGGACGUAUGUACAUGUAUGUUCAACUAAAUGCUUGAAAGACUUUUUAAAUAAGAGUGUUUUGUGAAUAAAGUUUUUCAGUUACUCAGAAAUUAAUAUAAUUCAUCAAGUUCAUGUAUUUUUUUCUGAUUUAAAAGCAUUAACUGUACAAUUGCAUUUAAUUUUAACUUCUUUGAAAUAAGGGUUCUGUGCUUACAUAAAAGUUGCAACAGUAACAUUAAAAGAUGAAACAUGUCCGAGUUUGGAGAUUCUUUUGUGAAAAAAUAAAAGUAUUCUGUCCCCUCGCUUAAGGCUUGGGGAUAGAAAAUACUACUUGCUGGAUAUAAAUCAUAUCCAGAGGAGACCCUAUAAAUAACCUAUGCUCCAGAGGGGAUCCUACAUAUAACCUGUGCUCCAGAGGAGAUCCUAUAUAUAACCUGUGCUCCAGAGGAGAUCCUACAUAUAACCUGUGCUCCAGAGGAGAUCCUAUAUAUAACGUGCUUCAGAGGAGAUCCUAUAUAUAACCUGUGUUCCAGAGGAGAUCCUACAUAUAACCUGUGCUCCAGAGGAGAUUCUAUAUAUAACCUGUGCUCCAGAGGAAUUCCUAUAUAUAACCUGUGCUUCAGGGGAAAUCCUAUAUAUAACCUGUGCUCUAGAGGAGAUUC
Messenger RNA from Saccostrea echinata, 3182 nucleotides. RefSeq names its product galactosylgalactosylxylosylprotein 3-beta-glucuronosyltransferase 3-like. NCBI's taxonomy places the organism in Eukaryota, Metazoa, Mollusca, Bivalvia, Ostreida, Ostreidae. The record is from RefSeq and is a predicted model, not a curated record. Gene Ontology annotation, molecular function: galactosylgalactosylxylosylprotein 3-beta-glucuronosyltransferase activity. Gene Ontology annotation, biological process: carbohydrate metabolic process; chondroitin sulfate proteoglycan biosynthetic process. Gene Ontology annotation, cellular component: Golgi membrane. The transcript is spliced from 6 exons. Bases 98 to 1123 code for a protein of 341 amino acids.